Tripterygium wilfordii is the source of this 1381-nucleotide messenger RNA. RefSeq names its product cold shock protein 2-like. Bases 273 to 932 code for a protein of 219 amino acids. NCBI's taxonomy places the organism in Eukaryota, Viridiplantae, Streptophyta, Magnoliopsida, Celastrales, Celastraceae. The record is from RefSeq and is a predicted model, not a curated record. The transcript has 2 exons. Gene Ontology annotation, molecular function: zinc ion binding; nucleic acid binding.
CUGACAUCCAUUGGAUUGGCGGGAAGUCAAAAUGUUAACGGAUAAACCUGAAAUCAUGUUGGAAACGUAGGAUACAAAUCAUAACUUCGAGCAAUUCUCUCUACGCCGUCCGAUCUGACACCUUUAGCGUCUGGUCCUCGCCAAAAUAGAUCAAGCUAAUCCUCAUAAACACCACGGACGUACGCUCCGCCACUCCGCCAGUAACUGACGAAGCUUAAGCAACCUCUGGAACUUUCUAGAAGUUUGAAGAACUUUCUACGGUUGCUCGCUCAAUGGCCGAGAACAAGCAACCUUCCACUGGCACAGUGAAGUGGUUCAAUGCACGGAAAGGGUUCGGUUUUAUAGCCGCCGAUGACGGCGGUGAGGACCUCUUCGUCCACCAGACAUCCAUCCGAUCCGAUGGCUUUCGCACACUUACCGAGGGACAUCCGGUCGAGUUCAUCGUCGAUUUUACGGACGACGGCCGCGCGAAGGCAGUAGAAGUGGUCGCUAUCUCCAGAUCCCGCCAUCCCUUGAGCGGCCGAGGUGGCCGGGGUCCCUGGAGAGGUGGUUCUGGGGGAAGAAUGAGAGGAGGUGGUGGUGGUGAUGGCGGUGGUGGCCGUGGAGUUGAUAAUUACUGGAGAGGCAGUAGGGGUGGACGGUUUGGUAGUAGUGGUGGUGGCGGUCGGUGUUAUAAUUGUGGUGGAAUGGGUCAUAUGGCGAGGGAUUGCUACCACGGUGGAGAUGGGGGCGGUGCCGGUGGAAAUAGAAGAUACAAUGGUGGUGGUGGUGGUGGUGGUGGUGGAGGUGGUGCCGGUGGAAGUAGGAGAUACGAUGGUGGUGGCAGUGGAUACUCUGGCGGCGGUGGUGGUGGUCGUAGUCGACGGGGAUGUUAUAAUUGUGGGGAGGAUGGGCAUUUUGCAAGGGAUUGCCCUAAUAAUGAACAGGCGUGACCAUGGUGAAGUAUAACAACUACGAUGGUGUUCAAGGGGAAGUAUAACCACUAGAGUUCACCAUCAUCACAAAUUAUCAGAUAAAUUUCUGACUUAAAAGGUUGCAAGAUGAGAAUUUCUUUUUAGCUCACCCUCUCUCUGAAAUAAUCCGCAACAUCCAUGUUAAAUCCUCAGAAGUUAUGUUCAAGCAGAGUGGUUUCAUAUGGAUUAAUUGGUGCCUUUAUUGCAACUUCCUUUAGUAUGAGUAUCAGGGGUUUUGUUCAUCACAUUUGAUGUUGUUAGAGGCGAUCACGUAAAGCUAGUAUACAUUGGGAUGUUUGCUUUCCUGAUAUAACUUUUCCAUUGAUUUUUAUGUUGAUAUACUAAAGUAACAUGUUCCAUUGCUUUUAUCUGAGUUUAAGUUAACACAUGUACCUUGUCCAACCUCAUUACCUCUUACAACAUGUAGA